Molecule: messenger RNA, 1218 nt
Organism: Podospora anserina S mat+
Lineage: Eukaryota; Fungi; Ascomycota; Sordariomycetes; Sordariales; Podosporaceae
Exons: 2
Coding region: 1-1218 (405 amino acids)
Biological process (GO): DNA-templated DNA replication; DNA repair
Cellular component (GO): nucleus; DNA replication factor C complex
Molecular function (GO): ATP binding; ATP hydrolysis activity; DNA clamp loader activity
Source: RefSeq, a predicted model, not a curated record
AUGGCCAGCUUUUUUGACCUCAAGGCCCGAAAGGCUGCCCUUGCCAAUGGAGCAGCCACCAAAGAAACCGAGAAGAAAGAUGGCGAGAACACCAGAGUACAACCAUGGGUUGAGAAAUACCGACCCAAAACCCUCAGCGAUGUCACCGCCCAAGACCACACCAUCACCGUCCUCCAGCGAACCCUCCAAGCCUCCAACGUAUGUUCACCCCCUUCACCACCUUCAAGUUUCCCAACUAACAUGACCCUUUCUCCCCAGCUCCCCCACAUGCUCUUCUACGGACCCCCAGGAACAGGCAAAACCUCGACCAUCCUCGCCCUCGCCAAAGAGCUCUACGGUCCCGAACUGAUGAAAUCCCGCGUCCUCGAGCUCAACGCCUCCGACGAGCGCGGCAUUUCCAUCGUCCGCGAAAAAGUCAAGGAUUUCGCCCGCAUGCAGCUCACCAACGUCUCCUCUGCCGCCUACAAAGCCCGCUACCCCUGCCCCCCGUUCAAGAUCAUCAUUCUGGACGAGGCAGACAGCAUGACGCAGGAUGCGCAGUCGGCCCUGAGACGGACAAUGGAGACAUACAGCAAGAUUACCCGUUUUUGUUUGAUUUGCAACUACGUCACGAGGAUCAUUGACCCGUUGGCGUCGAGGUGUAGCAAGUUUAGGUUCAAGAGUUUGGACCAAGGGAAUGCGAAGAAACGAUUGGAGGAGAUUGCAGAGAAGGAAAAGGUUGGGUUGGACGAGGGGGCGGUGGAGGGGUUGAUAAACUGUGCGGAGGGGGAUUUGAGAAAGGCGAUUACUUAUCUGCAGAGUGCGGCGAGACUGGUUGGGGCGGUGCAGCAGCCUGGUGGAGGAGACGAUGGGGAGGAUGGGAUGGAUGUGGAUAAGAAGACGGUUUCGGUCAAGAUCCUCCAGGAUAUUGCCGGGGUGAUUCCUGACGAGACGAUUCACACACUUCUUAAGGCGAUGAGGCCGACGACGUUCGGGGGGAAUUAUACACCUAUUGCGAAGGAGGUGGAGGAUAUGGUGGCGGAUGGGUGGAGUGCUGGGCAGGUGGUAACUCAGCUUUAUCAGGCGGUGGUGUAUGACGAGACAAUUGAGGACGCGCAAAAGAACAAGAUUCUGUUGGUGUUCUCGGAGAUUGAUAAGAGGUUGGUGGACGGGGCGGAUGAGCAUCUUUCGAUUUUGGAUCUGGCGUUGAGAAUAUCGGGUAUUCUGGGUGGGAGAUAG